AUGGUCAGAGUUAUUGACCCAUCUGAGAAUGAACUUAUGGUCAGAGUUAUUGACCCAUCUGAGAAUGAACUUAUGGUCAGAGUUACUGACCUAUCUGAGGAUGAACUUAUGGUCAGAGUUACUGACCCAUCUGAGGAUGAACUUAUGGUCAGAGUUAUUGACCCAUCUGAGGGUGAACUUAUGGUCGGAGUUGUUGACCCAUCUGAGGAUGAACUUAUGGUCAGAGUUACUGACCUAUCUGAGGAUGAACUUAUGGUCAGAGUUAUUGACCCAUCUGAGGAUGAACUUAUGGUCAGAGUUAUUGACCCAUCUGAGGGUGAACUUAUGGUCGGAGUUGUUGACCCAUCUGAGGAUGAACUUAUGGUCAGAGUUAUUAACCCAUCUGAGGAUGAACUUAUGGUCAGAGUUAUUGACCCAUCUGAGGAUGAACUUAUGGUCAGAGUUACUGACCUAUCUGAGGAUGAACUUAUGGUCAGAGUUAUUGACCCAUCUGAGGAUGAACUUAUGGUCAGAGUUAUUGACCCAUCUGAGGAUGAACUUAUGGUCAGAGUUAUUGACCCAUCUGAGAAUGAACUUAUGUUCACGUCUAACGAGAAUACACGUGAACGUAACAAUAAUAAGUAA
This is a messenger RNA of Brugia malayi, 624 nucleotides long. RefSeq lists its product as uncharacterized. NCBI's taxonomy places the organism in Eukaryota, Metazoa, Nematoda, Chromadorea, Rhabditida, Onchocercidae. The transcript is spliced from 2 exons. Bases 1 to 624 code for a protein of 207 amino acids. The record is from RefSeq and is a predicted model, not a curated record.